Messenger RNA from Moesziomyces antarcticus, 2349 nucleotides. Its product is annotated as transcription initiation factor. Gene Ontology annotation, molecular function: DNA binding; RNA polymerase II general transcription initiation factor activity; TFIIF-class transcription factor complex binding. The transcript has a single exon. Lineage: Eukaryota; Fungi; Basidiomycota; Ustilaginomycetes; Ustilaginales; Ustilaginaceae. Gene Ontology annotation, cellular component: nucleus; transcription factor TFIIF complex. Gene Ontology annotation, biological process: positive regulation of transcription elongation by RNA polymerase II; transcription initiation at RNA polymerase II promoter. Bases 1 to 2349 code for a protein of 782 amino acids. The record is from RefSeq and is a predicted model, not a curated record.
AUGCCUCCCGUCAAGGCAGAGCCUUCUGCCGCCACAUCGGUGGGCAACAUCAAGUCCGAACAUGGUCGGGCCGCUGCUAACCAGCGAGGUCGCCCUGCCAACGGCAACAACCCUGCUGCCGGCCGAUCCAGCCUCAAGCCUGACGCCGACGAGGGCGAGGACAAGAAGAAUGCGCCUCCGCCGCCACCUACGACGUACCGUGACAUUCCGCUGCUCUCCACCGACUGCGGCCAGUGGCUCACGCACCUCAUGAAGUUUGCGCACCACACGCGCGUCGACCCCAACGACUCGGCGCAGUUCAUCCCGCCGCUCAAGCUCAACCGCAAGAAUCCGCCGCGGCUCAAGCUGCCCAGGCCCAACCCGGGCGAUCCCAUCACGGACAAGUACAACCGCCCCAUGAUGGGCAAGGACGGCCAGCCGCUCACAUGGCCUGCGCCCGACGACGAUCUGCAGCGCAUCGAGGAGGUCAUCCGGAAGGAGGUGGCAGCCAAGGGUCCCGGUGCAGACCAGAGCCUCAUCGCACCCGGCGGCAGCGCGCGUCCACCCAAGAGCAAGCUGUUCAAGAAAAAGGUGCGCGAGAUCCACAAGGCCGCCGACAGCGCGCGCAAGACCAUGAAGGAGGAACACUUCCCCUGGGUGCUCGAGGACUUUGAGACCUCCGACGAGUGGGAGAGCAUCCGCACGCCCAUCCCCACCGGUGCACGCGCGCUCCAGGAACACAUCGACGAGCUCAAGGCCAAACGCGACGGCAAGCAAGCCUCGGACUCGGAUGUCAAGAUGCACGAUUCCACGGGCGGCGCCGUCAAGAUCGAGGCGAGCGCCGCUGCUGCUUCGUCUUCGUCCUCAUCUACGUCGCACGCACCCUGGGUGGGAAAGCUCGAGGGCGAUUCCGGGUCGGAGGCGUCGUCGCUGCACGUGCUGUUCGUGUUUGACGAGCGCGACGCGGGUGGAUUCAAGGUGGUGCCGGUGUCGCGCAUGUACAAGUUCCUGCAGAAGCCCAAGCACUCUACGCUGACCAACGAGCAGGUGGAGCUGGAGUAUCAAAAGUACCAAAAGACCAAGGAGAUGGAUCGAUGGGCGCUGCGCAACAAGCCCGUCUCGGCGUCGGCGUCGACGUCCAAGCACGAAGACAGCGCGGCGUGGCGCAACUGGCCGCAGGUGAACCAGCUCACGCUGCCCACGGGUAUGUCGUUUUCCACCGGCCGCCGUCGCAAUCUCAUGGCGGUGCACGGCGGGGAGCUGUUGCGCGACGACGAUGACGACGACGGUGCUGGGUCGCGCCGACGCAAGCGCGACGACAGCCCGGGGGCCGGAUACGACGAGCUGGACUACGAGGAGGAGUUUGCGGACGACGACGAGGUGCACGAUCCCGAGGCGGAUGUGGCGGAGGACGAAGAGGCCAAGGAGCUCGAGGAGAGGCUGAAGCGCGAGAUGGCGCGUGCGAACCAUGCGGGCGAGGAAGAGGAAGAGGAGGUGGUGGGUGCGGCCGAGGAUGAGGAUCAGAUGCUGACGGGGAGUGGCAAGCAGAUGAUGAAGAUCAUGCGUGCGCUGGCGAAGCGCGAUGGCAACGAGGCGUACGACAAGGACGACGACGGACGCAAUCCGUAUGCGUCGGACGAUUCGGACGACGACGAGGAGUCGUAUGUGGCCAAUCCGGAAAAGGCGAUCCAGCUUGCGCGCGAGGAACGCGAACGCAAGGAGAAGGAAGCGGCCAAGAACAAAAAGUCGGCGCCCGGUACGGCGUCUGUCUCGGGAUCGAAUACGCCCACCGACCGGGUGGAGAAGAAGCCAGUGCAGCUUGGUGGUGCGCAAGCCUCUCGGCCUGGAGCAGGACACGCUAGUUUGGCACAGCGAGCUACAUCGCCCACACGCGGAGCGUCCAAGAUCGGCAGCAAGCAAGUGAGCCGCUCGUCGAGUCCGAGUCUGGUUCGCGGUUCGAGCCCUGGUCGGGCUGAAUCGCCGCCUGGCGACACUGCAUCUGCGGGCACCAAGCGUCGAGCCGACACGCAGUCGACACCCGCCACACCGUCGAGCACGGUUCGACCCGAAGCGAAGCGGGUGAAAACCGCAUCUCGAGCUGCAUCACCCACUGGAUCAGCUUCGGGUAGUAAGCCAGCUUCGCGCGCGGGGAGUCCUGGAGCCCCGCGUGUGCCUGCCAACGCGGUCGAGGCUGAAAUCAUCCAGCUCAUCCGCGAGGGUAAGAUCGCCAAUACGAGCGAGCUCGUGCAGCACUUCCGCAAGCGGCUCAAGUCGGAACCGCACAUCAAGGACCAACUCAGCGCCGCGGUGCGCAAAGUAGCCGUGAUGGACAAGACCACCAACCGACUCAAGCUCAAGGAUGGAUUCUAA